Molecule: messenger RNA, 1376 nt
Organism: Aspergillus saccharolyticus JOP 1030-1
Lineage: Eukaryota; Fungi; Ascomycota; Eurotiomycetes; Eurotiales; Aspergillaceae
Product: MBL fold metallo-hydrolase
Exons: 5
Coding region: 115-1158 (347 amino acids)
Source: RefSeq, a predicted model, not a curated record
CUCACCUACCUCCAAACCAACACCAUCAUCCUCAGCAAUUCCCCUGCAGCUACCUUCACUGAACAUAUUCAGAUUAUAGCUAGCUACUAGCUAGCUCACUAGUUUCUCAAGAUAAUGGCAACGCAAACGCCUCAACUCCUCACCAUCGACCCUAGCAACCCCCAACCACCGACAAGACAUCGUCACCACGACGACAUCGCAGAAAAAACACUCCCCGAGGCGAAAGCUACAAAAGCCCAUCCCCGCAACCCGGGAGCAGAGAAUGCCUCGGUCUAUUUUGUCGGGAAUGCGACGACAAUCAUACAAUGGCAUGGUAUCCGGAUCAUGACUGAUCCCAAUUUCCUCCACGCGGGCGACCAUGUCCAUCUCGGUCCUGGCGUAACUUCGACCCGAAGAAAAGACCCGGCAGUGGAUUUGGAAGAUCUACCGCGGGUGGAUCUAGUGCUGCUUUCGCAUUAUCACGAAGACCACUUCGAUCGGCAUGUCGAGGACUCCCUCCGCCGGGACCUCCCUAUCAUCACCACGUCGCACGCGCACAAAAUCCUAACAUCCAAGGGUGACGGCGAGUCAUUCACCCGGGUCGCGGCCGUGGAUGCAUAUGAGCAAGCGAUGGUCGACAUCCGCAGCGACAAUGCCAGCAAACAGCCCCGGUUGAGGAUUACUGGCAUGCCGGGGAAGCAUAUUCCCAUGGGGAAGCCGCUCGAGAAGUUGAAUGAUCUCGUUGGCGCGAUCCCUCCGACGAACGGCUGGAUGCUCGAACUCGGGUAUGGGAGCCAAGGACACAUGACGGCGGACUUCAAGCCGGGGUACCGGAUCUACAUCUCCGGGGACACGCUGAUGUUCGACGAGUUGAAGGACAUCCCGCGACGGUAUGAGGGCCAGACGAUCGACCUGAUGCUGGUGCACCUGGGAGGCACCACAGUGCCGUCGCCCGCCCUGGGCCCGUUGGCGAUGAUGGUGACGAUGGACGCGAAACAAGGGGUGGAGCUGAUGCGGCUGAUUCGACCGCAGAUAACGAUCCCCAUCCAUUUCGAUGAUUAUGACGUGAUGGCCAGUCCGUUGGAAGACUUCCAGGCCCUGGUCAAAGAGGCGGGCUUUGAGGGGGAGGUGGUCUACUUGGACCGGGGGGAUGAGUAUCGGUUUCACGUGAGUGGGUGAGGGGAGGAGAAAGAGUUUGUCUUGUAUUGUGUACUUUGGUAGGAGUAGGGACGCAAUGGUGUCAUUGGCGGAUUGAACUUGCCUCCUCCUCCUUAGUCGUCGUUCAGUUUACCCUGCAAGGUAGUGGAGCUUACUCUGGUAGGUAGUGAAUAAUGGUCCAGGGAGGGGGGGUCCGGAUAAAGUACCGUCUAGUUUAGCAGCAGUUGACAAUGAAACCC